Messenger RNA from Cavenderia fasciculata, 1698 nucleotides. RefSeq lists its product as uncharacterized. Gene Ontology annotation, biological process: centrosome localization; regulation of mitotic cell cycle. The transcript has 5 exons. NCBI's taxonomy places the organism in Eukaryota, Evosea, Eumycetozoa, Acytosteliales, Cavenderiaceae. Gene Ontology annotation, cellular component: integrator complex. The record is from RefSeq and is a predicted model, not a curated record. The coding region runs from base 1 to 1698 and encodes 565 amino acids.
AUGCAACAUCAACAACAACAACAAAGUAGAAUAUCUAUUGUGAUUGAUUGUUUGAUGCCAUCGUGGAACGAAGGGUUACCAGUGACUGGCCAGACAUCACCACAACUAUCAUCACAACAACAACAGAGAAAAGAGCUACCCAUACAGAUACAACGAACAGUUGCAUCACACAUUAUAGAAUCAGUCAUAGAGUAUAGUCGUAUCCUAUACGACCUAUUCAAUGACACCACAUCCAUAUCAAUCUUUUCAUCACUUGAUCAAGCAUCAUGUAUCAAUGGUAGAGACACUCAAGAACAAUCAUUAAGAUUUAUGGUACAAUCAAUAUCAAAUAUAAACAAAAUAUUAAAUUAUAAUAUUGGUAAACCAACACCAACCUAUUCAUCAAGACCAUUUCAUCAAUACCUUGAAUCAUCGAUUGAAUCAUUACUACAUCAAGAUGAAAAUACUCUUCAAAGUAAACCAUUCACAAUGAAUAAUAAUAUUGUAGUACUUGUAUUACCUGAUCAAGAUGGUAUUGGAUUAACUCAAUUUAAAUCAGAUAACAAAAUAUAUGAUAUCCCCAAAGAAUCACAAUUGAUAAUUGAUAAAUUAAAUGUACAAGCUUUUAAAAAGAGUAAUAUUGGAAAUAAUAAUAAUAAUAAUAAUAAUAAUGGUGGAAAUGAUUCAUUUGGACAUUUAACAAUUCAAAAGUGCGAAUUGGUUGUAUUUAAAAUAAGAUCUGGAAAUGGAAAGAAACAACAACAACAACAACAACAACAAUCUACUCAAGAUGAAUCAUACUCUUAUCAAAGAGUAUCAAAUCAAUUGGAUUGUUUUGCAAAAGAUUGCGAUGAGUCGUGUCACGCCACUACACGUGACGAGCAGUCCGAGUGUAUGUUUGAUGAAGCAUAUAUGCGGGGGUCGACCAGUCUUUCUCGUGACGUUGCCUGCCGAGGACAUCCACACGUACGUGCUGCAGCUGCACAGCAACCAUGUCUACCUCAACACGCUACACUCACCACUCGAUAUUGCUUCCAUUACACGCUCUCACCCGAGCCUGCUGAUCAGUUACGCCAAAUCCUCACGCAUUUCUUUAACUUGGCGGCACUCAACGAGCAAGCCCUAUUUCCACACAUCACCAAAGCCAACAUUCGCAAGGAAUACUAUAAAAAGUUGAUCCAUGAACUCUACUUUUUUUCUAAAACCUGUCUAACCACUCAACUCCAUUACGAUGUAUUCCUAAUCAUCGAAAGAGUUUAUUGUCAAAUGACAAAUACUCAACCUUCUCCACCUCCUCCCCAUAUUUUAAAACAACAUCAACAACAAAUUCAACAACAGCAACAAAUGCAACAACAACAAUUACCAAAUCAACAAGGUCAAAAGGGAGGAGGAACAUUGUAUCAAAAUUUCCAACAACAACAAAAUCAACAACAACAAAAUAAUUUCCAAGAUAAUAAUAAUAAUAAUCAAUAUGAUAGAGCUAAAAAGAUGAUUAAAGAGGAUGACCUAAGAAGAGAACGUGAUCGACAGAUGAAAGUUACCAAUCCAAAGAUGGAAUUGGGUAAUGUUGGAGAUGGUUCAACUAGUAGUUUGGUGGAAAUGUUGGAAAAGAAGAGAAAACUAUCAAAUUCUCCACCACCAAAACCAAAUAAUCUAUUCUCCAUGUAUACUGAUAAACAGAAAAAGACUCAAUCCAUAGAGUUGGAUGGUAGAUUAUAA